Molecule: messenger RNA, 3039 nt
Organism: Bombus terrestris (buff-tailed bumblebee)
Lineage: Eukaryota; Metazoa; Arthropoda; Insecta; Hymenoptera; Apidae
Product: glutamic acid-rich protein
Exons: 11
Coding region: 84-2888 (934 amino acids)
Molecular function (GO): RNA binding
Source: RefSeq, a predicted model, not a curated record
AACUACCAACUAUAACAGAUUGAAUUCGUGCUUCUUCCAGUAACCGGCAGCGUGUAUCACCGGUGGAUAUUAGUUAACAUAAAAUGUCGUACACUAAAUUCAAUUUUUCAUUUUAUAUCAUAUGCUGUUGCUUAUCUUUGGGUCUCGUAAAUGCAAAUACUCAGACAUCGUCGAAGAAUUUUUUCGCGGAACAACUUACCGAAGAAAAUUGGGAUCGUAUGCUCAUCGGAGAAUGGAUGGUGGAAUUCUAUGCUCCAUGGUGUCCUGCUUGUAAAACAUUGGAACCAAUUUGGGAACAUCUUGCUGCACAAAAGGAAAAUUUAAAUAUCAAUGUAGGAAAAGUUGAUGUGACUGAUUCUCCAGGACUUAGUGGAAGGUUUAUGGUUACAGCUUUGCCAACAAUAUAUCAUGUUAAAAAUGGCAUAUUUAGGCAGUAUAAGAGCCCUAGAGAUAAAGAUUCAUUAAUUGAAUUUGUGUCUGAGAAAACUUGGGAAAAGAUUGAACCAAUUCCUGGCUGGAAGAGUCCAACAUCUAUUCAGAUGUCUGUUAUUGGUCAAUUCUUUCAGAUCUCACAAGUAUUGCGGGGAAUACACAAUAGGUUUAUGGAAGAUUUUGGAUUACCUACAUGGGGAAGUUACUUGAUCAUUGCCAUUGCUACCAUUGUCUCAGGUGCAAUAUUGGGAUUGUUUAUCGUUUGCUUGAUUGAUUUUAUAUAUCCACCGAAACCCGUGAUGCUUCAAAACAAAAAGAAACAAAAAGAUGGAUCAGGUGGAUUUAUGCAAGAAAAAAGUAUACAGGAUGAAGAAAUUGUUGAACAUGUUAAGGAUGAUUUAGUAGAUGAGGAAUCAGAGCAAGAGGGAUCUGAGACAGAAGAAAAAGAAAAAGAUGCAGAUAAAAAUUCCAAAACUGAACCGAGCAGUCCAAAUGUUCGUAAACGUAAGCCACGUAAAGCUGAUGAAGCGACAGAGGAAAUAAUCGACAUGAAAGUAGGAAAAAGAACAGAGUCGGACCACAUGUCGUUAGAAAUAGAAAUAGGAGGGCCAGAAUUACAAACGAAUGAGGAAAAGAAAGAAGACGAGAAGGAGAAAAGGGAAUGGCCAAACGAAAAUGUGGAAAAGUACCUGGAGGAAUGUAAAGACUGGACCUGCAAGGGAAGAACAGUAGAGGAAAUGUGGACCGAGAUCAAAGAGAAGAUAAACGAAGCAAUGCUAAAGAAGAAAGUGAAGAUAAGGAAAUGGGGCAUGGGAGAGAAAGCAUGUGGAAACGAGACCAAAGUAAGAGAAUACUGGAAGGAAGAGGGAGAAAAAAGAUGCAGACUAUGCAAAAGGAAUGAAGAAGACCUGAGGCAUGUAAUAGAAGAAUGCGAAAUAACGGGAGAACUAAAGGACAUAGGAAAAGUACUAAAUGAGACGGGAGAAGGCUUAGCAGAACUGAAAGCAAGAAUAGAGGAGAGAAGAGCAAAAGAUAGGAAGGAACCUCAACAGCUGUAUGUACGACCACGUUUAGAUAGCAAAUCGAUAUUUAUAUCAUAUAGGACAGUAAUGGCUAAAGCAAAUAUGGUUAAAAAUAUAAAAAAGCGAACAGCGAGUGUGUCUGAGAUAACUGAAAAAAAAACAGAAACAUCGGGAAAUUUCAAUAAAGAUCAUAAGAAGAAGAAAACAGAAAACGGAACUGUACAAAAUGGACAACCAAAUAAGCAAGUUACUAAGAAUUCACCUAAGAAACUUAAAAAUGAAAAGAAAAAUAAUGAUUUAGGAAUUGUUCAAAAUCCUAAGAAAAAGGAAACAAAUGAAGCUAGUUUACAAAAAAGCAAGAAGAAAACAUUAAGUGCAGCGAAACUAUUGAAAUUGAGAGAAGAAUACCGUAAAAAACGUAAAGAAAAUAGGCUGUCACGACCACAUUUGUUACCACCUAAUUUAUCUGUUGAAGACAUAAAAAAGAGAAUUAAAUCAAUAGAAGAACGAAAGGAACUUACAAGAAGUGCUAAGAGGAAACUAGGAAUACUUAAAAAAAGGUUACAAGUAAAGGAAGGAAUAGGCAAGGUAGAAAAAGGAAAGAAUGAAAAGUCAUUAGAAAUUGUGAAACAAAAACAAAUACAAAAUGCAAAGUCAAUGCAAGAGAAAGUGGAUGCGAAGUCAAAUAAAGAGAAUAAAAAGAGAAAUGCUAAACAAAGUAAAACUUUGUUAAAGCAAAAAAAUGAGGAAAAUGAUGACGAUGAUGAAGAAGAUGAGGAAAAUGAGGAUGAUAUGGAGAUAGAUGAUGAAUUAAGCGAAGAUGACAAUGGAACUGAUGUAGAAGAAGGUGAUGAGGAUGAUGACGAUGAUGACGACGACGACGACGAUGAAGAAGAAGAAGAAGAAGAAGAUGACGAUGAUGACGAUGAUGAUGUGGAAGAAGGGGGUGAAAAUAACAAGAAUAAUGAACAAGACAAAGAUAAUGAAAUUAAAAAAAGUAAUGUACAAAAAGGGAAAGAGAAAUCUGCAAAUGUGGAAGAAGAUGGCAAGAAGAAAAGAUAUGUCCUUUUCGUAGGAAAUUUGCCAUAUAAUAUUACUAACGAAGAACUUAAAAAACACUUUUUAACUAAGGUCAGUCAAGUAGUUGAUAUUAGGAUACCUAGGAAAGAUGUAAACACAGCGCGUGGAUUCGCUUAUGUUGAGCUAGCCAAUAAUACAGAUUAUGAGAAAGCACUUUCAUUAAAUUGUUCAUUUCUUAAUGGAAGAAGGAUAAAUGUGGAAUAUUCUGGACCUGACAGGAAAACAGCUGUUGCAAAAAACUUCAAAUUACAUGCUCUGCAAAAGGCAGGAAAAUUUGCAGGUGGAAGGAACAGAUAUAAUCAGAAAUAUGCAAAUAACAAGGGGAAGCAAAAUACGCGAACGGUGAAAACAUAAUUGUUAAAUCAAUAGAAGUAAUUCGAAAUAAAUGUUUAAAUCUAUCUCGACUACUUCCCUAUAUGGACAUUUAGAAUUAAGUUUUUUUUAUGUAAUCAAUAUCAUUGACUGUAAAGACUUGCAAUACAGAUAAAAGUUUUAUCUACUAGAA